Messenger RNA from Macadamia integrifolia, 1425 nucleotides. RefSeq names its product probable pyridoxal 5'-phosphate synthase subunit PDX1. Gene Ontology annotation, biological process: amino acid metabolic process; pyridoxine biosynthetic process; pyridoxal 5'-phosphate biosynthetic process. The record is from RefSeq and is a predicted model, not a curated record. The transcript has a single exon. Gene Ontology annotation, molecular function: amine-lyase activity. Lineage: Eukaryota; Viridiplantae; Streptophyta; Magnoliopsida; Proteales; Proteaceae. Bases 204 to 1133 code for a protein of 309 amino acids.
CAAUCACAACAAAGUUGGGAAAAGAAAAAUAUCAAUUCUCUCCAUAUUUAUGCCCUACGAUACUUCCCCCCUCUCGCAACCGCAUCUCUCUCUCUCUCUCUAAAAUUUUUGGAUUAAUCUCCUUCUAGGGUUUCUGAGGUAUCACUUCUUUUCUCUCUCUAUUCCUCUGAGAAGCUCCGUUCUUUCUCAACAAUUCCUCAGACAUGGCCGGAUCCGCUGUUGUAACAGUGUACGGCAACGGAGCCAUCACAGAGGCCAAGAAAUCCCCUUUCUCUGUCAAGGUCGGUCUAGCCCAAAUGCUCCGAGGCGGCGUAAUCAUGGAUGUGGUUAACGCCGAGCAAGCCCGCAUCGCUGAAGAAGCAGGGGCCUGCGCAGUCAUGGCCUUGGAGCGUGUCCCUGCUGACAUCCGAGCCCAGGGAGGUGUCGCGAGGAUGAGUGACCCAGGUCUUAUAAAGGAGAUCAAGCAGGCCGUCACCAUCCCCGUCAUGGCCAAAGCUCGUAUUGGGCAUUUCGUGGAAGCCCAAAUCCUCGAAGCUAUUGGAAUCGAUUACGUCGAUGAGAGCGAGGUCCUCACCGUCGCUGACGAAGAUAAUCACAUCAAUAAGCAUAACUUCAGGAUUCCAUUUGUUUGUGGUUGUCGCAAUCUCGGUGAAUCCCUUCGUAGGAUUCGCGAAGGCGCUGCCAUGAUUCGGACCAAGGGAGAGGCUGGUACAGGUAACAUUAUUGAGGCCGUGAGACAUGUAAGGUCGGUGAUGGGCGACAUUAGGGUUCUGCGUAACAUGGAUGACGACGAGGUUUUCGCCUUCGCCAAGAAGAUUUCUGCUCCCUACGAUCUGGUGAUGCAGACUAAGCAGCUGGGUAGGCUCCCUGUGGUCCAGUUCGCUGCAGGUGGCGUCGCUACGCCGGCUGAUGCUGCUCUGAUGAUGCAAUUGGGUUGCGAUGGUGUCUUUGUUGGUUCUGGUGUAUUCAAGAGUGGUGACCCUGCUCGUAGAGCUCGGGCGAUUGUUCAGGCUGUGACCCAUUACAGUGACCCUGAUCUUCUUGCUGAGGUAAGCUGCGGGUUGGGUGAGGCCAUGGUUGGACUGAAUCUCAAGGAUGAGAAGGUUGAGAGGUUCGCCGCGCGGUCAGAGUAGGAAUUGGAGGAGGAUAAAGGGUUGGAUUCUAUUGGCUUGAAGGUGAUAUAUCGAAAUAUAUGUCUCUUUUCUUUCAUCUGCUGUCCUGUUAUCUUUGGGAACACUUGGUGGGGAUUUAAUUCUUUUUUUUUUUUUUUUUUUAACCCUUUUCGCAGACAGUAGUGAGGUUAUAAGAUCGAUUUCUUCUAUAUACUGAAGAAUCUUUAUUGAUCAGAAGUUAAUUUCUUAUCUUGAUUGGAUAAUUAUAAAUGGAUGAUUCAAUUAUAGAGAAAAAAAAUAUUUUUUAUGUGAA